AUGGAUUCCAUGUGGACCAACCUGCUUAGACAAGAUGAGCGAUGCUGCCUCGCCAUCUGCCUGGCAGUCAAUUGCCCUCACAGCGGGCUGACAGACGACACGUGGUACCCGCCGCUGAACAGAGUCAAAGAAGACAUGAACAGCACCGCGGGAGAUCGGUUCAUCGCCUACAUCAUAAGCUGCCUGUGUGGGCCACUACAAGGCAAAGAGUUCGUCGUCAAGGUCGCCGCGCUCCUGGCGUGCCUGAAAGUCCGCGAAGCGCCCGAGGAAUGUGACGACGGCCUGCCGGGCAACAGAACCAACUUGUUGUUCGAGUUUGACAAGGCACUGAACUUUGACUUUGGAAACAUGCUCAUCACCAUCAAAGUGCUCGAACAGGUUUUGAUGUUCUCCGCGCGGAUUUGGGAAAUCCAUGCGCCUGAAGACACCGUUCACCCCGGGACUUUGCCAGCGACUUUUGAUCUCUGCGAUGAUUCGGUGUCGAGAAAGAUGCUAUACAUGUACUGCUGCGUACGAGUCUUGUUUCCCGACACUCACGAGGCGACCAUGCACCGGACACGGGCCGUCUUCCAGAUGAGUUCUGCAGAUGCGGCCGAGCUGUUUCUCGAUACGCUCAGCGACGACGAGCUAGAGUCAGGGGGGCACUCAAUGUGUGACGUGGACGAGUUAGGCGACGAUGAUGGCGGUUCAGACGUCUCAGGUGGAAGCUGUGGGCCUGACGCAGAAGAAGAUGAUAGCGAUAUAGAGUAG
Colletotrichum tamarilloi is the source of this 750-nucleotide messenger RNA. RefSeq lists its product as uncharacterized. The record is from RefSeq and is a predicted model, not a curated record. The transcript is spliced from 2 exons. Bases 1 to 750 code for a protein of 249 amino acids. NCBI's taxonomy places the organism in Eukaryota, Fungi, Ascomycota, Sordariomycetes, Glomerellales, Glomerellaceae.